AUGCAAAGUCUGCGACUCGCGGCAGCACGCUUCGGCCGUCAGUCGGUGGUUAAUUUAAGCUCCACUUCGGUGGACAACAUAGGUGCCCACGUCUACGUACAAACCAUAUUAGAAGAGCACAAGGCCUUCGUCUGUGGCCUCGACGACGCUGUCUACACUUUCUACAGUCCGCUUUUCGAGGGUUCUGUGGGUCAACACACACGGCACUCUCUGGAUCACAUACGCAAGCCACUUGAACUUAUAGCUGCACACAAGAAAGAAAGCGGCGAAAGUAUAUUGCACUACGAUAUUCGCGAUCGCUGCACGCCUGUAGAGAAGGACCGCCAUGCGGCAAUUGAGCAAAUCGAGCAGCUGAAGAGGACGCUUUGCGCUGUGUCGCAAAGCAAUCUGGCGCAACCAGUCCAUGCUGCCUUUAUGCUGUCGGCCGAUGGUCAUGAGGUCGACUUCAAGUCCACCUUCAACCGCGAGCUCGCUUUCGCCGUUCACCACUGUAUCCAUCACAACGCGUUGUCGAAGGUAUUGCUGCGCCAUCACUUUCCAGAGCAAAGUGUGCCCAAAGACUUCGGUAGGGCACCCUCUACAGCCAAUUUCUAUUUAAUGCACGACGAGUAA
This is a messenger RNA of Peronospora farinosa, 612 nucleotides long. The record is from the annotation of a GenBank genome assembly. Lineage: Eukaryota; Oomycota; Peronosporomycetes; Peronosporales; Peronosporaceae.